Molecule: messenger RNA, 2782 nt
Organism: Numida meleagris (helmeted guineafowl)
Lineage: Eukaryota; Metazoa; Chordata; Aves; Galliformes; Numididae
Gene: LRRC75A
Product: leucine rich repeat containing 75A
Exons: 4
Coding region: 41-1105 (354 amino acids)
Source: RefSeq, a predicted model, not a curated record
ACCUUUGCAUGCAGCCCCAAGGCUGUGGGACCAGCGCACCAUGGGCACCAAGCAGACCAAGGGCUGCCAGCCGAGCAGCGCCGGGGAGAGCCCCCCAGCCCAUCACCGCAAGAAAACAUCCCCCAGGGAAAGGGGCGACUUCCUCGCCUCACUGGUGGUGAAAUCGGGUGAGAAGUUUGGGAAGGGGGCCGGCAGCUUGCCCCCGUACCACCGGCGGAUCUGCAUGAUCCAGGACAUGCUGGGGCUGGUGAAGCAGGGCAAGCAGGAAGAGGCCACCGAGCUGCUCAGACACCUGCGGCAGGAUUUAGGAAUGGAGUCGACCUCUCUGGAUGAUGUCCUCUACCGAUACGCCAGCUUUCGGAAUCUGGUGGAUCCAAUCACUCAUGACCUGAUCAUCAGCCUUGCUAGGUACAUCCACUGCCCCAAACCGGAGGGGGACAACAUUGGGGCUAUGGAGAAGCUCUGCAGGCAGCUCACCUACCACCUCAGCCCCCACUCACAGUGGAGACGUCAAGGCAUCAUGAAGAGGAAGCCGCAGUCCUGUCUGAAAGCCGUGCUGAUGGGGAAGCCCCAGGACAACACGGUGGACUUGUCGGGCAUCCCGCUGACGCUGAAGGACCUGGAGCGCGUCACGUCGUACCUGCAGCACAGCUCGGAGCACAUCGACACGGUGGAGUUGUGCUUCACCGAGCUGACGGAUGAGAUGCUGCUGCAGCUGCUGCCGGCGUUGUGUGGCCUUCCUCACCUCACCACCUUGUCCCUCAACGGCAACAGGCUCACCAAAGCCAUCCUGCGGGACCUCACCGAAACCCUGAAAGACCCCAAGAAGUUCCCCAGCGUCACCUGGAUUGACCUCGGGAACAACGUGGACAUCUUCUCCUUGCCGCAACCCUUCCUGGUCAGCCUGAAGAGGAGGUGCCCGAAGCAAGGCAACUUGCCGACCAUUUUGGAGUUCGGCGAAGGGCAGGUGAGCGAUUUGGAGAACCAGGACGGCCUGGCCGAGAGCCGGGAGGACCUGCGGGGGGAAAAUUGUGAUGAAACCCCACUGGGCAAAGCGGAGGGCAGGACAGUGGAGGAGCGAGGCGCCGCAACGCCGCAGACGUGACAUUGGCUCCAUGUUGGGUACGUUUGGGUGACAAACCCAAGGUCUCCUCAUCAGAGGUCCUGGCAUGAGUGGAUGCAGGCGGUGGGAUGCUCCGGGAGCACGCUGCCUUCUUCCCCUGCGAUGAAUAUCGAUGCUGCUCUCGUCACGCAGAAACAGGAUGGUGUUGUGUACUUGUACCUCAUUCCCUGUUCAUUGAGGGGGAGUGGGACUAGAUGACCUUGGAGGGUCCCUUCCAACUCAAAUGAUGCUAUGAAAAGCCAGGAAGGUGUUUUUAAAUGGUAGUGCUAUGCUUUUUAACCUCUCCAAAAACGAAUCGCCAAAGUGGUGGAACAUGAGGCCCUUAGAAGCACAAAGGGGAGCAGGAAGGCGACCAGAUCCAGCAGGAUCCCAGCUGGUCACCCGCACACGACAGACGGACAAACUUCACCCACAAACACUGCACAGAACUGCAACCCUUUCCCAUACUGACUUCAGGAACUGCUGAAUAGCGUGCCUGGUGAGAUCAUCCCAAAGCCUGAUCCCGCUCCAAGGGAACACACUCCAAGCAGAGUGUUCCUACUACCAGCCCCACGGCAGAGCUUUGCUUUCCUUGUGCUGGUGCGGAGCUGGGUCCCAGUGCACUCAUUGCCUGGGUGCUGCUCCCCAACCUUACUAAGCCCAGGCUGGCCCUGCUGUCUGCCCAGUGCUCACCCAGCCCUAAAUCCAGUUUCCCACCUGCUGAGCUGCUAUGACGACCCCAGGGCUUCCCACUCUUGCACCAGAGCCCUCGGUGUGUUUUGGGGAGCAAAACGCACGGUCUGGAGCCAAGGCUUGGCUCAGGUUCAUUGCUCUUGCUGACAAAGGAGACCACAACACUGAAGGUUUUUACAAGAAAAAGAACAAACCUUGGGGCUCUUCCCUCCGUCACUGCCAUUCAGGCUGGGUGGACACCACCUCCUCCCUGGUCCAGAAGUGCUUUGUUUGUACAAUGUCUUUUUUUUUUUUUUUUUUUUUUUUUUUUUUUUUUUUUUUUUUUUAAUAAGAAACAUUAUUUCUGAAUGGAAAACAGCUCACAGCAGAGCAUGGCAACACGCACUGCGGCUUCUAAGCCAGAAUUCCUUGUGAUUCAGUGGGUUGAUGGUUGGACUGGAUGAUCUUAGAGGUCCUUCCAACCUGAGUGAUUCUACGAUUCUAAACCCAGGGGAAGGCAGAAGAGCAGGAAACACUUCCCCUCCCUUACACUCCACAAACCAAACAGACCUCCUCUCGCCAAGGAGCCCACCUGGCUCUGCUCGCAGCCCUUCCCCUGCACAGCUUUGCAGCAUCGCUUUGCACCUGGGAGCAGCGACCUCUGGCUUUGCUUUUCUGAGUGCAAACAGCACUGUAAGCACUCCGACUUCUCGGUCAUCCCUCAUUUCACGUGGCUGCACCAGGAAGCUGCAUGCCUUUUGCAGGGGGGUUCGUGCUGACAGCUGUUGUUUCUCCUCCAAGUACGUGACUAAGAAGAAGCUCUGCUACUCGUUUUAAUACAUUUAGCAAAGUUCUGUAUGAUUUGCAUGUAUCUAAGCCUUUUGUUUGUUUGUUUUUUUAACACUAACUCUUUCAACAGGCAUGAAGAACACUUUGCAGUGAAUCAAGUGUUCUGUUUGAAAUAAAGGAGCUAUCUGUAAUCAAAAUAAAUGCCAAUGUUUAAUAAAA